AUGAGAUCAACAACCCUUCUAGUGCUUCUUUGCGCUAGCAAAGCCGUAUUUGCGCAAGUCAACUUAUACUGGGAAGACUUCACGGAGAAAGGUGCUAGCAGCGCAUGUAAUACUGCGCUUCUUGCGGCGAUAUCUUCGUGCCCAGAUGAACUUGCUAGCGAACCUAACUCGCAAGAAUUCGAUGAAACCGUCUUGACAUCUUUAUGUUCGACUGCUUGCGGUAACAGUUUGAACGCCUAUAUCAACAAUGUGCGAACCGCCUGCGGAACCUGGGUUUAUAUCGACGGGGCCACGACUCUUGCAUAUUCAGCUGUAUCGCUAGCCAAUUACUACGCCUACGGACGAACUUUGAAUUGUAUAAAGGAUGCGCAGGGCAGUUGGUGCGCCAAAUCUACGAGUGAAAUUACACCCGCUCCGACUGGAGUUGCUGCAUUGUGUAAAGAAUGCCUCCUGAAGAACCAGCAAGCCGUCCUGAACUCUGAAUUCGGCUAUGAGGACUCCUUGAAUGCGGACUUCUCAGCCAUCAAAUCCAGUUGCUCUGUGACUGGAUACCCAAUCAUUAAACCGACGCCCGUAAUACUUAAUAGCACAACCACGUUUCCUGAAGUCACUCCAACAUGUUUGGGAACCACGAUCCCGAUCCCUGCUGGAGCAAACUGUACCGAUAUAUCCUCGCAGAACCGUAUUAGCACUCUCAAUUUGCUGCAGGCAAAUAACAUCGGGGAGGGCUGCGGCGAUUUCCCCACCUCUGGCAGUUUAUGCCUACCUGAUAUUGGACGAUGCAACGUCUACCGGGUCAAAGCGAAUGAUACCUGUAAUAGCGUCGCUUAUGGCCUGAACCAGGGUGUCACCGCGGUUAUGCUCCAAAGCUGGAACCCCGGUAUUGAUGCCUGGUGCCGAAACUUCGAUGGCGGCUAUUUUAUUGGUCAAGAUAUCUGUGUCAGCAAUCCAUAUGGUCCGUUUACCAUUCCGUCAAUAACCGAUCCGGGAACCUCCCAGAUAUCUACUGCUUCUACUGUUGUCCCGAUUCCGACGAGCUUAGCACCCGAUGUCAACACCCGAUGCGGAAGGUAUUAUCAAGUCGCUCUCGGAGAUAAUUGCAAUCUUGUCGUCCAGAGGAACGGUAUUUCCAUGGAAGACUUUAUCUUCUUGAACCCAAUGAUCAACUCGAAUUGCACGAAUCUGUGGGCGAAUUAUAACUACUGUAUCUUGCCCGUGGGAACAAUCACAACAUAUAGCGGACAUCCUCUGAGUAUUGAGACUAAUACCGCCCCGCCAACUACAUUCAACUGGGACUCGCUAACCACGACUACUGAGGGUCCAGUAGCAACUGGAAGCCCGAUGCCACUGGCUAACGGAACCCGUCUUGAUUGUGCAUACUACUUUGGUAGUGGCGAGUACUCAAAGAGCUGCGCAGACGCAGCAGCCCAGUACGGAGUCAAGCAGGAGGAUAUUGAACAAUGGAAUCAAGCAUUGACGCCCGGCGAAACUUGUUCUUUCGCCAUUGGCUACCAGUAUUGUGUUUCAAUUGGAGAUCUAGCACUACCCGAGAAAGAGGAGGGAGGACCCAUCCCGGCGCCCGGCCCUGUUCAGGAAGGCGUUGUUUCCCCCUGCUUCCAGUGGGCGAAAAACGUCAAGGAUACUUGUGUCAACUUCGUAAAUAAGAAAGGCAUAUCGCUAGCCCACUUUAAGGAAUGGAACCCAGCAGUCGGCUCUGAUUGCCAGAAUCUCUGGACGGACACUUGGUAUUGCGUGUGGGGUCCAGACUACGAUGGCAAUGAUGCAUGGCCGCAGACUGGAGAACUUGUCACUACUUUGAUCCCCUCACCUACGUCGACAACCUCCAGGUCCACAACCACGACCCCGAAUAUUCCCGGUCCAACACGAGAAGGAACUGCAGCAAACUGCAGCAAAUGGGCCUUAUCCAACACCUCAUGCGCGAACAUCCUCUCGCAAAAUGGAAUCACAAUCGCACAGUUCUAUGCUUGGAACCCUACCGUGGGCUCGGACUGCGCUGGUAUGUGGGCGGACUAUGCCUAUUGUGUUGGUGUCUCCGGAACAUCGACGACCACUUCCCGAACUACGACAACCACUACUCCCGGAACUACUACAACAACAUCAAGAGUGACCACCACAAGCUCCGGCGCUAUUCCUGGUCCUACCAGAGAAGGAACCAUAUCAACUUGUAAUAAGUGGCGGCUGUCGGACACGAGCUGCGCCAACAUCCUCUCCCAAGCAGGCAUCACCAUUGCUCAAUUCUACGCAUGGAACCCUACUGUAAAUUCAGACUGCACAGGCAUGUGGCCUGAUUAUGCUUAUUGCAUCGGCGUUUCUGGCGCAACGACAACUACCAGCAGGGUUACUACAACAAGCUCAGCGGCUAUACCCGGCCCGACCCGUGAUGGUACCGCGACAAAUUGCACUCGGUGGAGACUUGCUACGGGUAUAACAUGCGCGGGUAUUCUCGCAGAAGCCGGCAUCACCAUAGCCCAAUUCUAUCAAUGGAAUCCCUCCGUAGGUUCGGAUUGUAGUCUUAUGUGGGCAGAUUACGCCUAUUGUACACGUGUUGGAUAA
This is a messenger RNA of Orbilia oligospora ATCC 24927, 2574 nucleotides long. RefSeq lists its product as uncharacterized. NCBI's taxonomy places the organism in Eukaryota, Fungi, Ascomycota, Orbiliomycetes, Orbiliales, Orbiliaceae. The record is from RefSeq and is a predicted model, not a curated record. The transcript is spliced from 11 exons. Bases 1 to 2574 code for a protein of 857 amino acids.